GGGGGGGUAGAGGGAGCAGGCAUCUGACUAGGCUACAAGAAAGACGGAGAUUAAAAGAACAAAUACUAUACUUCCAAGAUGGUUUAUAGGGAGUGAUCAAAAUUGAGAAAUAGAGAAGUUGUAAACAGGACAUUCUGAAGAGAAGAAACGAGGUGCCAGGUCAGUACUAUAAGGUAAGAGAAAAUAUGAGCCACUAUAUCUCCCAGAAGCCAGGAAGGCUUCCUGGAUGUAGAGGAUUUGGAAGGAAAGAGUCAUCAGAAUUUCCUGCGGUGAACCACCUGUUCCCUUCUCUCAGCUCCAAGAUGAAGCACACAGUUUGGGCCUGGACAAUCAAAGCCCUAGAUCCACCAACACUUGUGAUUUUUUCGGGAAGGAGGAGGGAACUAAUCAGGUGACUCCUGAGUCUGAGCUUGAACCUGGGAAGAUUAAGGCCUGAAUCUGUUACCUCACAGAAUGACAGUAAACCAACAUGAAGGAGAGCAGAAGUGAGAAGUGGAGAGAGGCCCAGCCCUCAUGACACUACAUGAGUCCCGAGUUAAGCGUUGUCUGAAGGCUUAUUUAUAAGAAUCAGUAAAUUCCCUUUUCUGAGUAAGCCAGCUUGAGUUGGAUUUCCAGUCCCUGGCAAUUAGGAGUCCUGAUGAUGAAGAGGAAGGAAGAGCUUACACAGUAUGAACAAAGACCAGAAAGUUGGAAACCAAGAGCCAGGAAGUAGGGGACACCCACUUCCAGUUUCCCCCUCUGGGAACUGCCACCUCUUCUACCAUCCCCACGGCCAAAAAGGACAACUCCCAUGUACCUAGGUUUGUGCAAAGGACUCUGCUCCUCUGGCCAUAACUGAGGCCAUCACAGUUCUUUCCCCCGCAAAGGAGAAUUGGGAUUAAGAGUUCAGUGUCAGUCGAAGUUGGUCUCCUGAAGAAGGAAAGAGGUGAAACCUUGGGAGCCGUGGGGUGGCUGUGUUUUCUGCCACAGCUGUGGAGAAAGGAGAGCAAGGCAACGUCAUCAACCACUUUUAUAGAUGAGGCAAACUGAGGGUCUGAGAUGUUAUGUGGCUUACCUAAGAUUGCACGUUUGGUACCAUUGGACAGAACUUGAACCCAGUUUUUCAGCAUUCAAGCUUUGGGCAGGAAAUAGCUGCAUCAGAGCGGCCUGAGAACCCUGGUCACGCAGGAGUCUUGGGAUAGAAAGCAAGGCAUGAUCAAAGCCUGGCCAGGCAUCCCAGAAAAAAGAAAGGCCAAAGGCAUCUUCCUACACUCAAAACACCAACGAAAUUCUGGUGCUUAAAGCGUCCCUUGUUCUGCUCAGAGCGCUGCCCUAAAGCCAGGACGCAGAGAGCACUUGCCGAGAAUUUCUAGCAACCAAUGCCUGCAGCACCUGGGCAGCCAGGAACCCCCAGAAACCACAGCUUCCAUUCUGCGCCGCGACAGCGCUGACUAAGCCCGGAAUAAACUACAAGCCCCAGAAUGCCUUGGGCGAGAGGCGCAAGCACGGAGGAGCGGAGGGAUGUAGUAGUCACGUCGUCUGCGCGGGACCGUUAAAUUUGAAAGUCGGCGGCUAGGCGUGAGGGCGUGAUGUAGCCAGUUUGUGAAGGAGUUGGGUACCUGCUUUGCCGGGAAGCACCCUCUGGUCUGUUCGGUGCCUCUAAGGAUAGGUUGCAGGAGGAAGCCCAGAGGAUCUGUGGCCUUGAGCCAGGAACGCAGGAUGGCGGCGAUGAAGAAAGGGGGUGCUCUAAGGUAAGUACGAGAGAAUGGCUGUUGGGAGCUGGGCCUGCAGACUCGAGGGUGCCCGGCGGGUGAGAGAGGAAGCAGUCAAAGAAGAGAGGACCGACACGGUCAGAAAAAGAGCAGGCCCCGCUAGAGCCUCCUUCGGCACGGUGUCGGCACGGAGGGGCUGGAGGCGAAGACGCUCGGUGAGCCCUGAUCUUAACGGGGUACGUGAGAAUCCUGCCGCAUCCGGCUUCAAAGCAAAGGAGGCUGGUGGACCCCCGUGGCGCCAAGUGCUUGGAAUUUGUAUUGUGUGAAGCCAUGUCCUUGGAGGGAGAUGAAUGGGAGCUGAGUAAAGAGAAUGUACAGCCCUUAAGGCAGGGGCGGAUCAUGUCCACACUUCAGGGAGCAUUGGCACAGCAAGAAUCUGCCUGUAACACUGCUCUUCAGCAGCAGAAACGGGCAUUUGAAUCUGAAAUUCGAUUUUACACUGGAAAUGACCCUCUGGAUGUUUGGGAUAGGUAUAUAAACUGGACAGAGCAGAACUAUCCUCAGGGGGGGAAAGAGAGUAACAUGUCAACAUUAUUAGAAAGAGCUGUAGAAGCACUACAAGGACAAAAACGGUAUUAUAGUGAUCCUCGAUUUCUCAAUCUCUGGCUUAAAUUGGGGCAUUUAUGCAAUGAGCCUUUGGAUAUGUACAGUUAUUUACACAACCAAGGGAUUGGCGUUUCACUUGCUCAGUUCUAUAUCUCAUGGGCUGAAGAAUAUGAAGCUAGAGAAAACUUUAAGAAAGCAGAUAUGAUAUUUCAGGAAGGGCUUCAACGGAAGGCUGAACCACUGGAAAAACUGCAGUCCCAGCACCGACAAUUCCAAGCUCGAGUAUCUCGACAAGCUCUGUUGGCACUUGAGAAAGAUGAGGAGGAAGAAGCUUCUGGCUCUUCUGUGCCACAGCGAAGCACACUCGCUGAUCUAAAAAGCAAAGGGAAAAAGACAGCAAGAGCUCCCAUCAGCCGUGUAGGAGGUGCUCUCAGGGCUUCAAACCAGAACAGAGGACUCCAAAAUCCAGUUCCUCAACAGAUGCUAAGUAAUUCUAGAAUUACUGUUUUUGAUGAAAAUGCUGAUACGGCCUCGAGAGCAGAGCUGUCUAAGCCCGCGAUCCAGCCAUGGAUAGCACCCCCCGUGCCCAGGGCCAAGGAGAAUGAGCUGCAAGCAGGCCCCUGGAACACAGGCAGGCCCUUGGAAUACAGGCCUCAUGGCAGUACAGCUUCUAUGGCAGCGGUACCCUCUGUGCUUCCCAGUUUUACGCCGUAUGUGGAAGAGACUGCACAGCAGCCAGUUAUGACACCAUGUAAAAUUGAACCUAGUAUAAACCACAUUCUAAGCACCAGAAAGCCUAGAAAGGAAGAAGAGGACCCCUUACGUAGGGUUCAGAGCCAUCAGCAAGAGUCUGAGGAGAGGAGAGAGAAGAUGAUGUACUGUAAAGAGAAGAUUUAUGCAGGAGUGGGAGAGUUCUCUUUUGAAGAAAUCCGGGCUGAGGUUUUCCGGAAGAAAUUAAAAGAGCGAAGGGAAGCGGAGCUACUGACCAAUGCAAAGAAGAGAGCAGAAAUGCAGAAACAGAUUGAAGAGAUGGAGAAAAAGCUAAAAGAAAUCCAAACUACUCAACAAGAAAGAGUGAGCGAUCAGCAAGAAGAGAGUUGGCCUGCAAAGGAGACCGCUGAACUUGGAAUUGCUUCUGAGUCUCAGGAAGUACCAGGCAUGGUUCUAUCCAGUUCUCUUUGUCCAGUGAACUCUUGUGCCAGGGAAACUUCACUUGCAGAAAACGUUUGUCAGGAACAGCCACACUCUAAAGGGCCCAGUCUACCGUUCUCCAUAUUUGACGAGUGUCUUCCUUCAGAAAAAAAGAAUAUCAGUCCUCCUGCAGAUCCACUUGGGGCUUUAGCCCAGCGAAGACCCCUUACAAUUCUCAAAACUUCAGAAAGCAUCACCUCAAAUGAGGAUGUGUCUCCAGAUGUUUGUGAUGAAUUUACAGGAAUUGAGCCCUUGAGCGAGGAUGCCAUUAUCACUGGUUUCAGGAAUGUAACUAUUUGUCCCAACCCAGAAGACACUUGUGACUUUGCUAGAGCAGCUCGUUUUGUAUCUACUCCUUUUCAUGAGAUAAUAUCCUUGAAGAAUCUCCCUUCUGGUCCUGAGAGACUCUUGCAGGAAGAGGACCUAGAUGUAAAAACCUCUGAGGACCAGCAGACUAUUUGUGGUGCUGUCUACAAUCAAACGCUCAGCAUCAAGAAGCUGAGCCCCAUUAUUGAAGACAGUCACGAAGCCACACACUCCUCUGGGUUCUCUGGAUCUUCUGCCUCAGUUACAAGCACUUCCUCCUCCAUCAAAAGUCUUCAAAUUCCUGAGAAGCUGGAGCUUACUAAUGAAACCACAGAAAACCCUACCCAGUCACCUUGGUGUUCACAGCAUCGCAAACAACUACUGAAAUCCCUGCCAGAGUUAAGUGCUUCUGCAGAGCUUUUUGUAGAAGACAGACCAAUGCCUACGCUGGAAGUAGAGAGGGAAAUAGAAUUAGGUAAUGAGGAUUAUUACAUUAAACAAGAAUACCUAACAUGUGAAGAUUACAAAGUAUUCUGGGUGGCACCAAGAAACUCUGCAGAAUUAACCAUAAUAAAGGUAUCUUCUCAACCUGUCCCAUGGGACUUUUACAUCAACCUCAAGUUAAAGGAACGUUUAAAUGAGGAGUGUGAUCAUUUGUGCAGCUGUUAUCAAUACCAAGAUGGCUGUAUUGUUUGGCACCAGUAUAUAAACUGCUUCACCCUUCAGGAUCUUCUCCAGCACAGUGAACUGAUUACCCAUGAAAUAACAGUGUUGAUUAUUUAUGACCUUUUGACAAUAGUGGCAAAGCUACACAAGGCAGAAAUAGUCCAUGGUGACUUGAGUCCAAGGAGUCUGAUUCUUAGGAACAGGAUCCAUGAUCCCUAUGAUUUUAAUAAGGAGAAUCAAGCUUUGAAGAUAGUGGACUUUUCCUACAGUGUGGACCUUAGGGCGCAGGAGGACGUUUUUACCCUCAGCGGCUUUCGGACUGUACAGAUCCUGGAAGGACAAAAGAUCCUGGCUAACUGUUCUUCUCCCUACCAGGUAGACCUGUUUGGUCUAGCAGAUUUAGCACAUUUACUGUUGUUCAAGGACCACCUACAGGUCUUCUGGGAUGGGUCCCUGUGGAAACUUAGCCAGAGUGUUUCUGAGCUAAAAGAUGGUGAAUUGUGGAAUAAAUUCUUUGUGCGGAUUCUGAAUGCCAGUGAUGAGUCCACAGUGUCUGUUCUAAGGGAACUUGCAGCAGAAAUGAAUGGGGUGUUUGACACCACAUUUCAGAGUCACCUGAACAAAGCCCUGUGGAAGGUAGGGAAGUUAAUCAGUCCUGGAGCUCAGUUCUUCCAGCAAGAUAGGCCGGCAAGUCUUUCCCAGGUUCCUGCCUAAAGUGCAUGGCUGUGUCAUGGAACACCAAAUGUCUGUAUGCUGUCAUUUAAUAUAGGACACAUUUAGAUACACUGCCAACACUUUUCUACUUUUUGGUAUAGGUAUGUUUCUAAGUAACUGGCUUUUUUUUUUUUUUUUACAUAGCAGCAUACCUACUCUUGGCCAGGUCUAACUUUGUAGCAAAUAACUGUUUUAUUUUAAUGGACUCCACCUGAAUGAGUACCUUUUCAUUUAACACAUUUGACUCCAUUUGUCUCUGUACUUUUUCCUCUUGUAACUUGUGAUAUAAACCCAUGUGAUCACCAUGUAUUUUGUAAAUAAUA
This is a messenger RNA of Loxodonta africana (African savanna elephant), 5497 nucleotides long. It is a transcript of the gene BUB1B, whose product is annotated as BUB1 mitotic checkpoint serine/threonine kinase B. Gene Ontology annotation, molecular function: protein kinase activity; ATP binding. Gene Ontology annotation, biological process: protein phosphorylation; meiotic sister chromatid cohesion, centromeric; mitotic spindle assembly checkpoint signaling. Bases 2022 to 5174 code for a protein of 1050 amino acids. The record is from RefSeq and is a predicted model, not a curated record. Gene Ontology annotation, cellular component: nucleus. NCBI's taxonomy places the organism in Eukaryota, Metazoa, Chordata, Mammalia, Proboscidea, Elephantidae. The transcript is spliced from 23 exons.